Molecule: messenger RNA, 1362 nt
Organism: Dibothriocephalus latus
Lineage: Eukaryota; Metazoa; Platyhelminthes; Cestoda; Diphyllobothriidea; Diphyllobothriidae
Source: the annotation of a GenBank genome assembly
AUGUCCUGGGGCUCACUGGAACUGUUCAAUCGUCUGCAAGCUGGUCGGCUUGACGUGACAGCGGAUAAUGAAGGUGACGAGGACUUCUCGAUUCCAGAGCUUCCGGUCGGAAGAGAGCUCCUGUUAGACAUACUCUCCACUUGGGGUGAUCCUCAUUACGUGGGCCUUACCAGCAUCCAGGUUUUUACAGCCGACGGUCUCGAAAUUUCUCGCUCCUGCAGUAUAUCUGCAUACCCACCGGACAUCAAUAUCCUCCCGCAAUUCUCCUCUGACCCCAGAGUGGCCACCAACCUGCUCGAUGGCGUGAAUGAAACGCAAGAUCAAACACAUAUGGGCGUAAGGGACAUCAACAUAUUCCUUGACCGUAAGUGUAUAUUUCGUGGCCAAAUUUCUCGUUCCUCUGGCCUGGAACGAGGAAAGCCCCAGGAGUUCGGCGAGACCAUCCUCUUUACCACCGACGAGGCAGUACUCCAGCGAAUUGCCCAACACGACCCAGCCUUCUUACGCGACAUUGAGGAGGAAGAGGAGGAGGAAGAGGAGACGGAGGAGGGAGAGGAGCCAAACCAGAUGGUUGUUGGUGAAAGGCUAGGCGAAGGAGAGCCUGCUGCCACUGAAGCCCAGGGUGUGAAGACUCGAUGGUUGGAUCUACGGUUGCUAACGGCUUGGGACGGCGGAGAAUGCGGCUAUAUUGGCCUUGCUGGCAUUAAAUUGCUUGCGGACCCCGGCGGCAAAAAGGAAGCUCGUGUCUGGCUUACUCACCAGGUAGACUCUCCUGCGUGUAAUUUUCGAGUGGAUUCACACGCACUGACCGACGGUAUAAAUCACACCACUGACGAAGAUCACAUGUGGACGGCAAAGUUCACAGAGGAUGUGGGUUUGCAGUUGAGAUUCUGGUUGAUACCUCCAAAUGGUGGGCUGGAGGACAAGGAGGAGGAGGAGGAGGAAGAAGAGAACGACAUUCCCACCCUCUACGGAAUUCGGCUUUGGAACUACAAUGUUCCUAAGCAGUGGAAGUGUGCUUCAGGAGUCAAGUUCUUCCAAAUCCUCGACGACAGGGGUCGCUGUUUGGGGAAUCUGUUCGGCCAAGAAGGACCCUUCCUGCUAAGACCAGGCCCAGGCCAUCUGAAGUACGAUUUCAGUCAGUGGUUUCUCCUAGCAGACAUUGGCGGCACAACCUGGAACUAUUCUCCAGCCAGCACAUUUGUUCUGGAAAUAUCCCUUCACUCCAACUGGGGCGAUGAAGAGAGGAUCGGUCUUAGCGGGCUCCAACUGCUGGGCUGCAAAAAUGAGACGAUAGUGAUCCGACCCGAACAGGUCUUUCUACAUCCAGGUGUAGCCAUCGUGAUUGAGUCCGCUCUGUAA